CCGCGUUAUACGAUUCCGCCGGGAGUCGAUUCCUCACUCGUGCCGGUAAAGCGGACACUGACAGUCCACACUGUACGCGGACAGUCCACACUGUACAUUGAAUGUACAUUGACUGUACACUGACUGUGCACACUGUACAUUGACUGUACACGGACACCGUGCACGCUAUUCGCGCAUAGAACUCAUGCUACAGAGCUGAGUACGGACUGUACUGUACACGUCACUGGACAGUGCGUACUGUACGCAGUCUGACGUACUGUACACACGAGUCGGGACGCGCUGUAACACUGUUACACGUACUAUAGACACCAAGUGGACCCUAACCUUACUCUACAGCCGGCGGUGGUGCUGGCGGCAAAGCGCGUGGCCUGUAAAUACAGCACUGUGGAGGCAGCAGCGAGGUGGUGCCGUCUCUGGUCUGCAGACGUCAUUUCUGACUGAGACACUUUCUGGUGAAGGAGGAGCUGCCUCAGGAGGCAGCCGACAAUGAUGUGCCUUGAAGACCUGGAGGUGGAGCUCGCGUGUGUGUCGUCUGAGCUAGACAGAGUCGGGACGCAGAUCCAGGAGCUGGUGGAGCAGCAGGAGCUGCUGCUGGAGCGCAAGGCGAGCAUCCAGAACAAGAUCAGCAAACUCCAGCGCAAACAGAGCAAAGAGCAGAGCGGCUCCGCGGACAGUGCUCGCGCUGCAGAGAAGUGGGAGCGAGAAGAUUUUUCGUGGUCGACCAAGUUGAAAUGCAUCCUGCGCGAAGUAUUCAAGAUGGACAAUUUUCGAUCUUUGCAGCUGCAGGCAAUGAAUGCCAGUAUAGCCGGCCACGAUGUGUUUCUCAUCAUGCCAACAGGAGGAGGCAAAAGUCUCUGCUACCAACUGCCAGCACUGUGCUCGAAAGGAUUCACUCUGGUGAUUUCCCCACUCAUCUCGCUGAUGGAAGACCAAAUUAUGGCGCUGGAGCAACUAAAGAUCCCAGCCGCCAUGCUCAGUGCCAGUAGCACCAAGGAGCAUGUAAAGACUGUGCAAGCGGCCAUGAUUUCCAAUGACCACGAGCUGAAGCUGCUGUAUGUGACGCCGGAGAAGAUCGCCAAGAGUAAAAUAUUCAUGUCGAAGCUGGAGAAAGCUUACAAGGGCGAGCGCCUCGCUCGCAUCGCCAUCGACGAGGUGCACUGUUGCAGCCAAUGGGGGAACGACUUCAGGCCCGAUUACAAGGUGCUGGGCAUUCUGAAGAGACAGUUCCCCAAGGUGCCCCUGCUGUGCCUCACCGCCACGGCCACCAGCGUGGUGCUGGACGACGUGAAGAGCAUCCUGGCAGUGCCCGGCGCCCUCUCGUUCACCGCCUCCUUCAACCGCCCCAACCUCCACUACCAGGUUCAUCGGAAGCCGACCAAAUUUGAAGACUGCAUGGAAAAUAUGGUCAGGCUCAUUAACAAGAAAUACAAAGGCCAGUCAGGUAUCGUGUACUGUUUCUCACGAAAAGACGCCGAGGAAGUGGCAGCAGCUCUCACUAGUUUGGGCGUUGGUGCUGGCUCUUACCACAGCGACAUACCAGCUGAUCGCCGUAGCAGGUUGCACCGCCACUGGACCAGCAACCGCUUGCAGGUUGUGGUGGCAACCGUGGCCUUUGGCAUGGGCAUAGACAAGCCGGAUGUGCGCUUUGUGAUCCAUCACUCACUGAGCAAGUCCAUGGAGAACUACUAUCAGGAGAGCGGCCGGGCAGGGCGGGAUGGUGCCCCAGCGGACUGCGUGCUUUACUACAGCUUUCCGGACGUGUUCCGGCAGAGCCAGAUGGUGUCCAUGGAGCGCACGGGCCAGGAGAAGCUCUACGGGAUGGUGGCGUACUGUCAGACUUACAACAGGUGUCGGCGGAGUCUGAUCGCCGAGCACUUUGACGAGGUGUGGGACGCCGCACAGUGCGACCGCAUGUGCGACCAUUGCAGAGGGGGUGUCGUGGCGGAAGAGGCGAGCGUGGUACGGCACGCACGCGGCCUCAUCGCCAUCCUGCGGCACGCCCAGCAGAAGCAGGAGAAGCUCACGCCACUGCGGCUCCUCGAGGCCUGGCAGGGUCGGGGUGCGGUGAAGCUCCGAGUCUCGUCGGUGCCAACUCCGUCGUUGUCUCAGCAGGGCUGCGAGAUCAUCGUGCUGCAGUUGCUGAUGCUUGGCUACAUCAGGGAAGAGUACAGCUACACGCCCUACGCGACCAUCUCGUACCUGGUGGUGGGUCAAAAGGCGCGGCUACUAGACGACCCUGACCAUGCCCUCUCCCUGUGGCUUCCCAGUUCUACAAAAACUCCAGCCAAGGCGGACUCUGGUCACACAGCGAGCGGCACAGCUAGCGGCGCGAAGAACGCGAGCAAGCGUGCCUCUUCCGACGGGAGCUGCGGCAAGCCCAAACGGAGCAAAGGCAGCGGUGUCAUCCUGCUGGAGUGAUUCUGGAUUCAGGCCACACUAAAACUCCUACGACUACGACUGUAGCGAGAAGUCAAGUCACCCGAAUGCUACCUUUCAAGUGUCCGGAAGGUUUUAUUUAAACCCAUUUUUUUUUAUAUUGGAAAUGUUAAUUUUACAUUGUUUUCAGAAUAGCCUACAAUGGCAUCAGUUCUGUUCUUCCAUUGGGAGUUUUUUUUUAUUAAAACUGGAACUUUUUUCAAAUUGAAUAAGAUUAACUUUUGUUUGCUUUGUACGUUCAUCAUUAAAAUGUCAGUUGCUAUUAUUAUAGCGAGACAUUUGUGCUGCGAGUAAAACCGUGUACGUUUUGGGUUAUAUACCCAGUGCAAAAGCAGCCACGUUACUCUUAAAGGGCAAACCAAAUCCUAGUCCAAUAAAACACAAAUCAGUGGCAGUGUCUGGCUUAGUCUAUGGUAGUUACUGCAACAUUCAGAACAAGCAUCAAGUAAUGAUACAGGAUUUUUAUUCCUUGUCAACAAACAUUUGUCCUAAAACAGACAGCUUUGAGGUGUAUGGCUGGCUUGGCGAUCCCAUUAUGGCCGUUCUUCUAUGGCCAGAUUUCCUUCUGGCCCCCGCUUCUUGAGGUCUGCUACUAUUGGUCCACACACUUACAUUGUGUUUGUCUUUGUCAACCUGACUCCAGUCUGACGGUGUGUAACCACCUGCAUUUUCUUUGGGCGCUGCAUUCACAGCUUCUUCAAACAAUCUCUUCAGGGUCAAAGUUUCGUCUUUAAAAUGACUGCAGCAAUACAGAGCCGCUGGGUCGAUGGGGUGGGCUUCUGUGUUAAAGAUGUAGCCCCCUGCGCCGAGGAUGCAUUCUCCAAAAGGAGUGGACACACUGUCCGAUACCUCACCACUAUUGUGUAAGAAGUUGUCCGGGUCGAACAGGAGAUAGAGAUAUUUUGUGGUCUCGGCCAAGAAAAAUGAUUCCAUUCGAUUUUCCAGCCUUUGAUCUUGAACAUUUUUUACCUGCAAAUAAUCAAGACUUUUGGAACAGGCUCUCAAAUAUACAAAGUUUACUGUUUGUUAACGGUUAAACAAAUCACGUUGUUAAAUCGGUGUAUUUAUGGUGAGUGUGAUGUUACUGUAUACGUGCGGUCAAAACUUCCAGAAUAAAAUAACAUUUUUGCAGAAAAUGAA
Petromyzon marinus (sea lamprey) is the source of this 3576-nucleotide messenger RNA. RefSeq names its product RecQ like helicase (gene RECQL). Gene Ontology annotation, cellular component: cytoplasm; chromosome. Lineage: Eukaryota; Metazoa; Chordata; Hyperoartia; Petromyzontiformes; Petromyzontidae. Gene Ontology annotation, biological process: double-strand break repair via homologous recombination. Gene Ontology annotation, molecular function: four-way junction helicase activity; 3'-5' DNA helicase activity; ATP binding. The record is from RefSeq and is a predicted model, not a curated record.